AUCUGCCUCAAAUCAGUCAUGCAGCUGAGUCCAGGGCUGCUACUGGUCUAUUCAGAGCCUUUGCUGGAGCUUCAAAAGAAAAAAUGAACAGGCGGAAUUGUUGGAUUUGUAAGGUGUGCCGAGAUGAAUUGAAGAGACCCCCUUCAAACCUUACUUUGGAGGAAGUGUUAGAGUGGGCCCAGUCUUUUGAAAAGCUGAUGGCUACAAAAUAUGGCCCAGCAGUCUAUACAGCAUACUUAAAAAUGGAGCACAGUGAUGAGAAUAUUAAAUUCUGGACGGCAUGUGAAACCUAUAAGAAAAUUGCCUCACGGCGGAGCCGAGUUUCUAGGGCAAAGAAGCUAUAUGAGAUUUACAUCCAGCCAGAGUCCCCUAGAGAGAUUAACAUUGACAGCUCAACAAGAGAAACUAUCACCAGAAAUAUUCAAGCACCCACGCAGUCGUGUUUUGAAGAGGCUCAAAAAAUCGUGUAUAUGCACAUGGAAAGGGACUCUUACCCCCGGUUUUUAAAGUCAGAAAUGUAUCAGAAACUUCUGAAGGCUGUUCAGUCCACCAACAAUUCCUGACACGACCACUCAAACGUUGAAACUGAAGGUGGCAUAUUGAAAGACUGGCUUUGUUCUUUUAAUUAAAAAAAAAUCAGAGAUAAAGAAUGAAAGAGAAGAACAUAACUACAAAUUGAUUUCUAGUUACCAAAGAGAAACAGAUCCCAAAAGGGAUGGACUCUAGACUCUUAUCACAUGAAUAACCCAACUUACAGCAUGCCUGUGUAGCUUAGUUAAUACAUAAGAAAAAAAGGUCUCUUCAUGACACCAAUAUUGUAACAUUUUACUGUAGUCAUCCUGUAAUGCAUGUUUUCUUAUUAAUGAAAGCUUGCUGUCAUAAUGCACAGAUUAGUCCUUUAAAAAUGGUAGCUAUAUGAGUUGUGUCUCUAGCAUGAAUGUAUUCUAAAGCACUCUUAAUAAUGCUAAUUAGUAAACAAACUUGGUACCCACAGUACAAUCAACUGUGUUAUAUCGUGAGCAAUAUUAAAAUGAUGUGUUCUUGAGAGAUAUUUUAUCUGUAAAAUUUUCCUACUAUGUUCAUAACCAAAAUUUUAUAUUGCUUAUAUCUUCUACAGAUGAAAAAUGAUUCUCAGCUAUGAAAAAAUACAUGAAUUUCUUCAUUUAUUUCUAUACUUUCAUUGCUAUAAAGGUAGAAAAUUUGGUUCCUAUACUUUGAGUUGUUGUUUUUUUCCCCUCCUCACAAUGUGAAUUCAUCAUGGUCCUGCUAAUCAAUAAAUCCAAAUAUAAAAUUAAAAACUUAUAAUUAUGUGGUUUUUCAAGGACACA
Messenger RNA from Hipposideros armiger (great roundleaf bat), 1328 nucleotides. RefSeq names its product regulator of G protein signaling 13 (gene RGS13). Bases 84 to 563 code for a protein of 159 amino acids. Lineage: Eukaryota; Metazoa; Chordata; Mammalia; Chiroptera; Hipposideridae. The record is from RefSeq and is a predicted model, not a curated record. The transcript is spliced from 5 exons.